Didymosphaeria variabile is the source of this 729-nucleotide messenger RNA. RefSeq lists its product as uncharacterized. The record is from RefSeq and is a predicted model, not a curated record. The coding region runs from base 1 to 729 and encodes 242 amino acids. The transcript has a single exon. NCBI's taxonomy places the organism in Eukaryota, Fungi, Ascomycota, Dothideomycetes, Pleosporales, Didymosphaeriaceae.
AUGACCACAGCCCCUCUCCCACCCCUCGGCUUCCUCGCCGUCGAAGUCUCCAUCCACAGACCCCCAGGCGACCCAUUCAACCCCUCUACCUGGCCCUUCCCCCUCAUCCACACCCUCGUCCCCGGCUCCUCCGAAGCCCAAAUCGUCACUUCCACCACCUAUCCCCCAGCCUUCAUCGAGCGCUUCGUCUCAGCCGGAAAAGAACUCGCAGCAAAAGGAUGCAUCGGAAUAAUCACAAGCUGCGGCUUCCUCGCGCUCGCACAGCGCGAACUAGCUUCGAAACUCCCUAUCCCGAUUGCCACGAGCGCAUUGGUGCAGAUUCCGAGUAUUUGCGCGUUUUUAGGCAGCGAGGCUAUUGUGGGUGUCCUUACGUACGAUGAGGAGAGAUUGGGUGUUGCGCAUCUGGAGGCUUUGGGUGUGGAUGCGGGACGUGUAAGGAUCAAGGGUAUGCCGAAGGGGGGCCAUUUGCGGAGGGUUAUCCAGGAGGGCGAGAAGUAUGAUGAGAUUCGUAUGGAGCAGGAGAUGAUUGAUGCAGUGGGGGAAUUACUGGAGAAAGUGACAGGUAGUGGUGAUAAGCUUGGGGCGAUAGUGCUGGAGUGUACGCAGAUGCCGCCGUAUGCGGGGGCUAUUCAGCGGAGGGUGGGAGUGCCUGUGUAUGAUGUGUAUACUAUGGGGAUGUGGUUUUACUCCGGUUUAGUGAGGCGGAAGCCGGUACAAUGGGAAAUAUAG